Messenger RNA from Fundulus heteroclitus (mummichog), 2286 nucleotides. Its product is annotated as hemicentin-2. The record is from RefSeq and is a predicted model, not a curated record. The transcript is spliced from 8 exons. Lineage: Eukaryota; Metazoa; Chordata; Actinopteri; Cyprinodontiformes; Fundulidae. Bases 41 to 1648 code for a protein of 535 amino acids.
CUGUACCUGCACAAAGUAGCGUGACAACUGCUGUGAAGACAUGAAAGUUGUCGGACUGUUGAUGGUGCUACUAAGAGUAUCGUGUUCAGUGGAGACAUACUGUGAUGGCAGACAGGACAAAGCUCAAUGUUUUGGAGCUUUGGGAGGAACUGUGGCUCUCCAGCUGAUGGAUAAGGAUUCAGAAAUACCCAAAUACAAAUGGAUGAAAGAAGCAUCAAAGAAUGAGUCAACCCUAACGAUUCUUUAUUACUACCAAACAUAUAACGUUACGUCUAAUAGUAUGAGUAGCAGAUCUGUAUUUUUCCCUGGUAACGGAACAUUCAAGAUCAAUAAUCUGAGCAGAAGUGACACAGGUGAAUAUUCACUUCGGAUGUUUGAUUCCAAUGGAAAACAAAUACGAAAUCGGACUCUACAGGUGUCUAUUGAAGCUCCCUUGUCGUCUGUGCAUAUGACCUCUGAGUGUGUGUCCCAUGGACUGAUAAGAGUGUCCUGUCUCUCUGAGGGUGGGGACAGUCCUCAGUACACUUGGAGCCUGAAUGGAAACAAGACCAGAAACACUGAGAUUGUGGAAAGGAAUACAGAGAAUAACAUCAUUAUUCUGAGACAAAACACCUCAGGAUACCUGGUCUGCACAGUUAAGAAUCACAUCAGUCGUGUGUCCAAAGAAGGGAUGAUACCUGUUUGUAAAGAUGAGGAAACUCGCUGUAACAUCAGUGAAGACGGAGCUGGGUGUUAUGGAGCUUUGAGAGGAACUGUGGUCAUUCAACUGAUGAAGAACACCUCGGAAACCCCCAAAUAUGAAUGGAAAAAUAAAACAUCAACAAUUCUGAGGGGGAGCAGGAACAAUUAUUUUCCAGAUACCCUUAAGGAAAGAUUUCUCUUUAUUCCUAUGUAUGGUACAUUCAGUAUCAUGAAUCUCAGCAGAGCUGACAGUGGUCAAUAUACUCUGGAAACCUUUGAUUCAGAUGGCAAGAAUAUAGAAAAGAAGACUCUGCAGCUGAUUGUUCAAGCUCCUGUGUCCUCUGUCCAGCUGGUUCUUGAGUGUUUGUCCCAGGGAGAGAUGAAAGUGUCCUGUCUCUCAGAGGGAGGGGACAGUCCUCAGUACAACUGGACUCUGGAUGGGCACACACUGACAGACUCUGAGCUAUUCCCAGAAAACCAUGAGACUAACGUCAUUGUUCUAAGACAAAAUAUCUCAGGACGUCUGGUCUGCUCAGUUUGGAAUCGGUUUAGUUUUCUCUCAACAGAGAAGACCAUAUCUACAUGGGGGUGCACAUUCAUUAACUGCACCUCCAAUGGGACACAGAUAUCUGGUUGGGUGUUGACAGAAAAUAACAUCCUUUGUGUUGAAAGUGUUAUUGCAGCUUUGGGGAUGGUGAUGACCAGUGUACUCUUGCCAUUGGUAUUUUUCUUAGCUGUUGCGAUAGGAUUUAUCUGUGCCAAGAAGAAAAGGCAUACUUACAAAGUGGAGAAAGACAACAGUGAACCGGUCUAUGCUGAGAUUAGGGUUGUGCCGCAGCAGGAGAGGCACACGGAGGAAACUGUGGAAGAAGAAGUGGACUACAAACAAGUUACCUUUUCAGAGCUUCCUCAGCAAACAGUGCAAGCAGAACAUCCUGUCUAUGCACAAAUCUGUAAAGUUAGGUGACUUGUGUUACUGAGGUCUACUUUACAAAGACUGCAGUACUGCAAUCAAGUGGAAGGUGUGAAGUAUGGAUGCUAGUAUAUCUAAAAAUGUAAUUUAAUGUGCUGUGCUUUUCAAAAACAAUCAAUAUUGAUGUUUUUCUUUUCUCAACUUUUUCGGUCUGCCCAGGUGAUAACUUGGCUUCAUAAUCUCUUGUCAUGGAGUCGAAUCAGUGCCAUAACAGGAUGUAGAGGUAGUAGCUUUGGUGUUUAAUAAUCCCCUUAAAAUAAUCCCCCUUAGAGUCAUCUUCUUGAUGUGAAGCAAGCAAUCAUUAAUAUAUCUGAAUGGAUCAUUUUGUGAUUUACAUCAUCCAAAGGUGAAAACUGUAGAUAUCUCAUUUGUGCUUUCAUAGGAUCCUGCUGGGAAAUUUAAUGGGCACAGCAGAUAAUUUGCAGCGUUCACCAGAGCAAUAGGCUUGAGAUUUAUGUGAGAGAUUUCUAGGCUCUCUAAAUAUAUUCAGAGCAUUUGGCACCAGAAAAAUUACGUCCCAUUCUUAUAUAGCUACUAUCUACGUCAGGUUCUGCCAAACCAUGUAUUUAUUAGAUCAGCUAGACACUGAAGGAUCAUCCAGUGGCCGGCUCCCUCUGUACCCAUGAACUGUG